Messenger RNA from Protopterus annectens (West African lungfish), 1784 nucleotides. RefSeq names its product NDRG family member 2 (gene NDRG2). The transcript has 15 exons. Lineage: Eukaryota; Metazoa; Chordata; Ceratodontiformes; Protopteridae. Gene Ontology annotation, cellular component: cytoplasm. The record is from RefSeq and is a predicted model, not a curated record. Gene Ontology annotation, biological process: signal transduction. The coding region runs from base 18 to 1121 and encodes 367 amino acids.
CAGCACACUCAGUCGCCAUGACAGAGCUACAGGAAGUCCAGAUCACUGAAGAGAAGCCAUUGCUUCCAGGUCAAGAUAUAGCAAAGGAUGCUGAGAUUGCUGCAAGAAUUCUUCUGGAUCAUGGACAGGAACACAACAUCGAGACUCCUUUUGGAACUGUUCAUGCCACUACCCAUGGCUCUCCUCGAGGGCGCCGUCCUGUUAUUGUCACUUUCCACGAUGUUGGACUCGACCAUAAAACAUGCUUUGAUGCCUUGUUCAAGAAUGAAGAUAUGCAGGAGAUUGUGAAAAACUUUCUUGUGUGCCAUAUAGAUGCUCCGGGGCAAGAAGAUGGAGCUACUCCUUACACUUUGGGGUACCAAUACCCAUCACUGGACCAGCUAUCCGAGAUGUUCGCCUGUGUAUUACAGCACUUCAAAUUCCAGAGUAUCAUCGGAAUCGGAGUAGGUGCUGGUGCCUAUGUUUUAUCACGCUAUGCACUGACUAACCCUCAGCCUGUGGAGGGGCUAAUUUUGAUCAACAUUGAUUCGAAUGCCCGUGGUUGGAUGGACUGGGCUGCACAGAAGCUGUCUGGUCUGACGGGUUCUGUUGUGGACCUUAUCCUUUCACACCUCUUCAGUCAGGAUGAGCUGACAAACAACACUGAGCUGGUGCAAACAGUUCGUCAACGUAUGGUCAGUGCUCCCAAUCUUCCCAACAUUCAGUUGUAUUGGAACAGUUACAACAGCCGUAGAGAUCUGGAAAUGGAUCGAGCUGCAACUACCUUGAAGUGUCCUGUCUUGUUGGUCGUUGGGGACCAAGCCCCUCAUGAGGAUGCCGUGGUGGAAUGUAAUGCAAAACUUGACCCAACCAACACCUCCUUCCUGAAGAUGGCAGAUUCUGGUGGCCUUCCUCAGAUUACUCAGCCUGGAAAGCUGACUGAAGCAUUCAAGUACUUCAUUCAGGGCAUGGGCUACAUGCCCUCAUCUGCUAUGACCCGGCUGUCACGAUCUCGCACAACUUCCCUUUCCAGUGCCACGUCCUUUGAUGGAACCCGUUCUCGCUCCCGCACACUGUCGCAGGGCAGUGAAAUAGGACAAAUGGCCUCCAGCCCUUCUCAGACCAUGGAGGUGUCCUGCUAAGUGAAAGGAAGACAUUUUCAUAGCCAAGAAGAAGAAGACUUUCCCCGGUGAUUCAUCUUGUCAAACUCCAGCUAGAAAGACAAGUUAAGGUCUUUCUCCUUCACACCUGGACAUUUUAAAAGUCUUUACCGGGAUGUAUUGGACAAAACAAAAGCUGACAGCAAUUUUCAAAUAAUUGAAAACAAAACGUAGAGCACCUUUGAUAAUUGGUAGAGGUGCUGGCAUGUAGAAGUGUGAUUUUUGACUCGGUAGUGCUUAUUCAGUUAUAGCAGGUUUAUUUUCGUAACACACUUAUAACCUUUCUUAUUGUGUAUCCUUUUGCAUGUAGUAAUACUGAGGUUUUCCUAGCUAGUACUCAGGACUCUCUACAUGUUAGGAGACAUGUAAUACUGCUGACAGAUGGUUUUCUGAAUGAAACUGUUCAGCCAUUUUACAUGGCUUUGUGUCUUGCUGUUCUGAAGGGAAAUUCACUGUAGUUUUAUUCUGCCUUUGCAUGUGGUUUCACUUCUUAACUGUAUGUUUCCUUUUAUCUUCUCUAUAUGACUCUUGUUUUGUUUUAACAGAUUAUGUCUUUUUUCUUUCUAUUUCACUUGCCUUGGUUUGUUCUCUGGUAAGCUCUGUCAUUUAUCCAUUACUGUAACAUUAAAUGCACCUCUCUUUUGA